AUGACCUGGAACACCAACCUCCGAUGGCGACUGCCGCUCAUCUGCUUGCUCCUGGAGGUGGUCAUGGUGGUCCUCUUCGGCGUGUUUGUACGCUACGACUAUGAGGCCGACGCCCACUGGCCCGAGGAGAGGAGGCACAGGAACAUCGUCAGCGACUCAGAGAACGACUUCUACUAUCGCUACCCGAGCUUCCAGGACGUACACGUGAUGAUCUUCGUGGGCUUUGGCUUCCUCAUGACCUUCCUGCAGCGCUACGGCUUCAGCGCGGUGGGCUUCAACUUCCUGCUGGCAGCCUUCGGCAUCCAGUGGGCGCUGCUCAUGCAGGGCUGGUUCCACGCCUUCCAGGACGGCUACAUCGUCAUAGGCGUGGAGAGCCUCAUCAAUGCAGACUUCUGUGUGGGCUCUGUCUGCGUGGCCUUCGGGGCACUUCUGGGCAAAGUCAGCCCUAUCCAGCUGCUCAUCAUGACUCUCUUCCAAGUGACCCUCUUCACAGUGAAUGAGUUCAUUCUCCUUAACUUGCUGCUGGUGAAGGAUGCAGGUGGCUCCAUGACUAUCCACACCUUUGGCGCCUACUUUGGGCUCACUGUGACCUGGGUCCUCUACCGCCCCAACCUACAGCAGAGCAAGGAGAGGCAGAGUUCUGUGUACCACUCGGACCUCUUUGCCAUGAUUGGCACCCUCUUCCUAUGGAUGUACUGGCCCAGCUUCAACUCAGCUGUGUCCAACCAUGGGGAUGCCCAGCACCGGGCUGUCAUCAACACCUACUGCUCCCUGGCAGCCUGCGUGCUCACCUCAGUGGCGCUGUCCAGCGCCCUGCAGAAGAAGGGCAAGCUGGACAUGGUGCACAUCCAGAACGCCACGCUGGCGGGAGGAGUGGCUGUGGGCACGGCUGGUGAGAUGAUGCUCAUGCCCUAUGGCUCAGUCAUCGUCGGCUGUAUCAGCGGCAUUGUCUCCACCCUGGGCUUCGUGUACCUGACGCCCUUCCUGGAGGCCCACUUGCAGAUCCAGGACACGUGUGGCAUUCACAACCUGCAUGGCAUGCCCGGCCUCAUCGGCGGCAUCGUGGGUGCAGUGACAGCAGCCUACGCCAACUCUGAGGUGUAUGGGCAUGAAGGGCUUGUCCAAGCUUUUGACUUUGAAGGCAGCAAUAGUAACAGGACCACACAACUUCAGGGUAGCUUCCAGGCUGCCGGCAUCUUUGUGUCCCUGGCCAUGGCCCUGGUGGGCGGCGGCAUCGUAGGAAUCAUUUUGAAAUUACCAUGCUGGGGACAGCCCGCUGAUGAGAACUGCUUUGAGGACAAGAUCUACUGGGAGGCAAGACCCUCCCUCCCUCCUUCCCCACCUCUGUCCCUCCCUACCUCUCUGCCUCUCUGUCCCGCUGCGGUCAGCACUGUAGAUGGCGCCGCCAAGCCGCCCACCUACCCUCAACUCUCGCGCAUCUGUGGCUCUGACCGUGCCACUGUGCCAGUUUGGGACGCGGGCGUGUCAGGAGUGGAUCUGAACCACCGAGCCCCACAGUGCGGCGUCUGGAUCCCAGGGGCGCCCUCUGCCGGCGGAUCUGGAGAAGGCGCGUCCGGAGGAGAGGGCCAGAGAACCGCUGGCCCGACUGACGAAGAGACCACGCGAGUAAACUGGGCGGAGGAGCGUGAGCGUGGGGCUAGGCCCGGCCUCGCCGAGGUGGCGCCGCCCGCCCGGUUUCCAUCGCCCUUUCUAGGAGAGAGCCAGCGGGCGCAGAUGCGUGGAGAGGGCUGGGGCUGGAGCGAGCACACCCAGGGUCUGCCGCUGGCUGCUGGUAAACGUGAGCCAGUCGGCCUCAGCGUUUCCAUCUGUGAUGCGGGCGAGGGAGGGCCUCUGGCAGCUAAAGGGCUGCAAGGAGAAGCCCUAGUAAGGGCAGGAACCUCCCGCCUGGUCGCCAAAGCUUCCCUGCGCUGGUUCCUGAGGGUUGGGGCACAACCCCGGGCUUCGGUAGGGGAAGGGAGGUGCAGCCGAAAUCCUCCUGGCGUGGGCACCGAGGCGCUCUAA
This is a messenger RNA of Trichechus manatus latirostris (Florida manatee), 2022 nucleotides long. It is a transcript of the gene RHCG, whose product is annotated as Rh family C glycoprotein. The transcript has 12 exons. NCBI's taxonomy places the organism in Eukaryota, Metazoa, Chordata, Mammalia, Sirenia, Trichechidae. The coding region runs from base 1 to 2022 and encodes 673 amino acids. Gene Ontology annotation, cellular component: basolateral plasma membrane; plasma membrane; apical plasma membrane. Gene Ontology annotation, molecular function: phosphatidylinositol-4,5-bisphosphate phospholipase C activity; ammonium channel activity. Gene Ontology annotation, biological process: ammonium homeostasis; ammonium transmembrane transport; intracellular signal transduction. The record is from RefSeq and is a predicted model, not a curated record.